UUUAACAUGGCAACAAUGGCAACAAGUCAUGGGCUGUCGGUUUUAACCAAUUCUUGCAUCAAACCACCCGUUAAUCCAGAUUCAGGACUCUCGUCUACUUAUGAUAAACGACCAGAGGGUUGUUACAGGUAUCAAGAAAAUGUUGACAUUGCCGAAAUUAACGAUUUUGAGCUCCAAAAUAGCAACGGCGGCAAUGUCGGGCGCAUACUCUCAAACGUCCCUUUGGACGAUGUUGCUUCGCACUUGCAUUUACUGUCUGACGACGAAUUUUAUGACAGACUCUUGACCUUAAAGGAAGAACAGAAGAAAACCCUUCAGAGAUGUGAAGAUAUGUACCGACAGAAACUACUGAUGGAACAAGGCUUGACAACACAAGAUGCAGUUGAUGACAUCUUUCACCGGAAUGAAGUCAGGCCAACCGUGAAUGGACAUGUCUCAGACUCAGAAGAUUCUCUGGCCAUCACUGGAUUUCUCCACACACACCACACAGAUCAAGUAAGAGAUAUGACUAGGAAACCACCCAUAUCCCCAUUGGUCAAACACGCCUUAAGACAGGGAGAAAGAUCACAAGCAGUCAUGUCUCAAACCCUCCCGGUCAGAUCACGAGUUUUUAAAGAACGGCCAAGUUCAGCCCCAGCCGCUGGGAGACAUUACUCAAAAAGUUUGGAUGGAGAUGACUGGCAAGAAGAUCUACGACAAUCAGCAGACGAAAGUGGUAAUGAAGAACUUCUUGAGAGAUCACAGAAUAAAUCAUCUGAAGAAUUAUCCACUGCUCUUAGUAGGAUUGAAGACAUGUGGGACAAUUUUUCUAUUGAUGAUUAUGUGAAAAGGGAAAGAAGACAUUCAUCUGCAUCUCUUGUGAAACAAAAGAAAAGUAACAAGCCUGAAGAUAACUGGAGACAUAGGCUUACCAUACCACAGCCUUUUAAAAUGACAUUAAGAGAUGAAAUGAAAGAAAAAAAGAAAACUUCCGCACAAAUUGAGUUAGAAAUUAAGAGAUUAGAAAGAGAGAAACAGGAUGAGGUGGAAUGUCAGAAAAAAUUUAAAGCAUCUCCUGCUCCGGCCCACAUCUACCUGCCACUGUAUGAUGAGAUACAGGAGAAGAAUGAAGCACGACGCAGAUACGUGAGACAGUACUGCACAGAAAUGCUAAAAUCUCAAGAGAAACCAUUUAACUUCAUGACUCGAGAGGAAGAAAAAAAAAGGUCGAAACCCGCGCCAGCACCAGUGGUCAAACCAGUAAAGCAGAAGCCAGUUUUCAAGGCGAAACCAGUGCCAGAGUAUCUCUAUGAUGACUCAGUUAAUGAAAAGUUAACGGAAGAGGAAGAAUACAGGAAAAUUCGCAUUCAGAUGAGGUCAGAGGAAUUAUUACGUGAAUCAUCUCUACCUCCAAACAUGGCAGCUAGGCAAAUGAUGAAGGAGGAGAAACUGAAAGCGAAGGCCUUGAAAUCUAAGAAGCGACAUUUUAAACCUAAAAUCAACCGUCAUGUACCAGAUUAUGAUGCAUUAUUUAACCAGUUCCAGAGGGAGCUUGCCAGGCGGAAGCGACAGAGAGAUGCAACUAUUAUGGAACCUUUUGAUUUGGAAACUGAGAGAAUUCCAUCAAGGAGAGAGAGGAUUUUAAGGGAAAUUGAGCGGGAUGAACAGUUACGGAGGGAAAACAGGUGGCCAUACAGAUCUGGACGCAUGACACCAAGAUCAACAGGGAUUCUCUCAACAUCUAUGGAUUCCAUUCCUGCAAAGACUACCUACAGCAGUCAACUAAGAGAAAGUGUGACUAGAAAUCAUCGCCAGAAGCUGACACAGCGAGAACAAGAAGAACUGGAAGAAGAGAGAAGAAGAAGAAUACGAGAAAUGAGACUGAGGAAGACAAUCUCUGAGAGAUCAUCUGUAGAUGGUGCAGGAAGCCGACGUGAAACAGUCGUUGAAAGGUUGAGGAAACACAAAGAGGGGGAGAGAUCUCGUCAAGAAGAAUAUGAAAGAGAGCUGCAGAAAAUGCAGGAGAAAGUACAACAAAGACCAAUGUUGUUUGAACGACAAUCACAGGUAAAUGCCAGAAAAGUAGCAGAGAAGAAAUUCUCCAACACUUUGAAAAGUGUUGGACUAGAUGAAGAUUUCCUACACAGCCGUAGUUCGGCGACUCACAGUCACAGUUCCGUGUAUAACAGUCAGGUUGUGGAUGGUGACAACUACGAUGACGACAGUUUUGAAGACACUGCCCUCAAGUCUACAGAGAUGGAUGAUGAUUGAAUGACAUAUUCACUGUUUUACUACUGCAAAGUCAAAGGGAAAAUAUGUUAGAAAUAACAACUUCAGUGAAUAUUGCAUUUUGUGAAUGAAGGCAAUUUUGCUGUACCUGUCUAUAGAAAUUCCUGGCACAUUCCGAAAUUUUUAGAAUGAUUAAAUUCUGACUACUUUCUUACCUAUCAUUUGAUUGUUUUGUUUAUUUCAAUAUUCACAGCAUAUUCUUCAGAAAGUAUAUUUAUUAAUAUAGACUAUUUAUUAUUAUAUUUGUUAUGAAUUGAUGUCAUUAUGUGUUUCACAGUCCGUCCAUAUUGUUAUACACUCGACAGUAUUUAGUUAACACAUUCACUGUAAAUAGUAUAAAGUAUAUGUUAUCACAUAACUUGACCUUCAUUUAUCUUUAGGAAAUAGUUCCCUGCAUAAGUAAAGUACCAUUAUAUAACAGUGCCUUCAAUAACAGUGUUGUCAUAUUUCCUGUUACACCUUUCUCAUCAGAGAACUCUUUCCUUGCAAACACUUAUGAUGUUAGCGCCAUAAUUGCCUCUGGAAUUCUGUUCUUCCUGUGGAAUAAAACAUUUGGCCCUUAUUAAUAGGUGCCAUUGUAAUGGGCGACUUGAGACACUGAUCAGGCCUUGCGUUGCCGCAAUUGUUUAGUGGUCAGUAUAUGCAGAUGACAAUAUCUAUCUACCUCACUGUUAAUACAAUGUUUGCUCCAUAGCCAUAGGUUUGCAGGUUAGAAUUGCUGGCACAUUCCUCAUUUUAUUCAUUUGUGUUGUAGAAACUGUAAUUCCCUUUUUAAUCCCUACUCAGCACAGAGAACAUUGGGAGUACUGCACGAGAUCUAAAGUUUGAGUAUUUGUAACUUUAUAGCAUUAAAAUUGUAUUGUUUAGGUACCAGUAACUAGAGGUAUGGAGCAGUUCAGUGUGACAUAUUUCAGUUUAAUUAUGACAUGGCUGACCACAUGUAAAUACAAAAGAUCUGAUUUUGUUUGAAAAGUUGACGCUGUUCGUUAUCAAUUUUACCUCCUGUUUGUCUGCGUCAAGUGCUUUUAUUCCUGUUGUAGUGUCAAGUGCUUUUAAUCCUGUUUUGUACUUCCUGUAUCUGUGAUAUCUACUCUUAUACAUGUCUGUACAAUGCAGAAGACAGCCAAUUUGAUGGCCAAUAUGUAUUUUACUUGUAUUUUAGGGGAAAUAGAUCUAGCGAUUCUGUUCCAUAUGAAAUAAAACUACUUUUGUA
Molecule: messenger RNA, 3481 nt
Organism: Haliotis rubra (blacklip abalone)
Lineage: Eukaryota; Metazoa; Mollusca; Gastropoda; Lepetellida; Haliotidae
Product: protein FAM161A-like
Biological process (GO): cilium organization
Cellular component (GO): cilium
Source: RefSeq, a predicted model, not a curated record